This is a messenger RNA of Sardina pilchardus (European sardine), 2197 nucleotides long. RefSeq names its product solute carrier family 25 member 43 (gene slc25a43). The transcript has 5 exons. Bases 138 to 1172 code for a protein of 344 amino acids. Gene Ontology annotation, biological process: transmembrane transport. NCBI's taxonomy places the organism in Eukaryota, Metazoa, Chordata, Actinopteri, Clupeiformes, Clupeidae. The record is from RefSeq and is a predicted model, not a curated record.
GGUGGUCAGUCAAAGGAUCUCGUUUUCAGAAGUAGUCUGUUCGACAGUGUAGUGGUUAGGAAUAAGCUGUUUAAAUAAUUGUAGGUUAGUUGAUGUAGGCUAUCUUAUGUAUUCGGGAUCACAAGGCUGCUAGAAUAAUGGCAACAGUUCAAAAAGAUGAUAGAUUGACAAACUCUCAGGGGUUUCUCUGUGUUGGUUUUGCUGGGAUUUUCAGCAAAACUGUAACUUCACCUUUGGAGGUGGUAAAAAUAGUAAGUCAAGUAGGGACAUUUCAUAGCAAAAGAGGCUUUAUUCACAGCUUUUUGCUAAUCUAUCAGAAUGAAGGUCUACGUGCGUUUUGGAAGGGUAAUAUGGUUUCCUGUCUUCGACUGUUUCCUUACAGUGCAAUUCAUCUGGCAACUUACAAAAAGAUUGUCCACCAGCAUAUGGAUGGUUUGGGCCAUAUAUCACAGUGGCAAGCCAUAGUGGCUGGAGGCCUAGCAGGAAUAACUGCUGCACUCACCACAUACCCACUGGAAGUGGUAGAAACACGCCUCAUUGCCCAGAACUGCAGGCAGUCCACUUACAGGGGUGUGCUGCGCACCAUGUCUAACAUUUACCACAGAGAGGGGCUCUUGGCUCUCUAUAGGGGCUUCUCGCUCACUGUGAUUGGUGCCGUUCCAUUCUCUAUUGGCUGCUAUGCAGUCUACAUGAACCUGGAUAAGUUGUGGCAGGAACCACACUUUCGCUUCUCUUCUCUGCAAAACUUCAUCAAUGGUUGCUUAGCAGCAGGAGUAGCCCAGACUCUGUCGUUCCCCUUUGAGACGGUGAAACGAAAAAUGCAGGCUCAGAGUUCUCACCUGCCACAUUAUGGUGGGGUUGAUGUCCACUUCAAUGGGAUGUUGGAUUGUUUCAGGCAGGUCAUCAAAACCAAGGGCAUUCUAACCUUGUGGAGUGGUCUUACAGCCAACAUGGUGAAGAUUGUUCCCUAUUUUGGCCUACUCUUUACCUGCUUUGAGAUGUGCAAACAGGUUUGCCUGUAUCGCAAUGGUUACAUUGUGUCCCCCCUGAGUUACAAGCUAAAACCUGGGGUGGACCAGAGUUUGGGCCCUUACGAAUUGCAGGAGGUCAAACGUUACCUCAGAAACAGAAAGUUUCAGCCACAGAACUCUUCAAUGGGAAACCGUUGGUGAGGUGAAGUCUGAAACUUUAAGGACAAGUUUGCUGCUCAGUCAUUAUCCAUAGACUGUCCUGAUUUUUAAAAUGCAGAAUAUUCUUGAAUUCUGAUGUUUUUUAAUGACAUCGUUGUUCUUGGGUUGGUUUUACUGCCUAGCACUGCGAAUGUUUUUGGUGUAUCACCAGCAAUAUGUCUAGAUACCACAGAUCUUGUAAUUUCUAUGUUGUAUGUACUAUUUUCAAGAUGAAAUGUUGGCAGUCAAAGAUUUGCACAGGCCGAAAUAAUGUAUUAAUACCUCGAAAUGCUUUUAAUGUAUGUGUGAAAAUGUACACAUAAUGUUAAUGUACACAUGAAAAUGUUAUCAGAUUAGUCCAGCUACAACAGUGGCCAUGUGGCUGGGGAAAAAAGAAUACAGUUUUUAAAGGACAUUUUAGAGGACACCAUUCAGGAAAUGUGAAUGACUAUUUUGGAUUGAUCCAUUAUGGGUUGGGUCAGUGCUUCUCUUUUAAAUAUUCUAAAUGUGUUUCGCCUCCAUUACUGAAGGUGCCUUGCCACUUAUGUAUUACUUAUUUUCUUAUCACAUCAUGGUAUUUUCAUUACCAAUAUAUUGUAGAUCGAUUUGAGUACAGACUACUCAGAUGUUGCUAUCAGCACAGUGUAUUAGAUCUAGCUCUGGUAUGACGUAAAUCUGUGUAUCCACACCAGAUCAGGGUAGGUCCAUUACACUGCUGUUAGCUGAGUAAAAGUUAGAUCCUACCACAAAACAAACCAAUAUACAGAAAUGACAUUGUGCCUUCAUGUUGCACUCCAUUAUGAGACUGAUGGCAUUUACUGUAUGUGGCUAUUUAAUAAUUUAAAAUGUGUGCAAUGCAAGACCUUUUUUAAUAGGCUGAAUCAUUGAUCAUAAUGCCUCACAUAAUAGUUAUCACCCACUCUAACUUAUUUGUAAAAAUGUGUCUAGAUAAUUUCAUCUGCAUUCAUUGUAGCAGUAUUACUGACUGUGAAUAUAUAAUGAAGAGAUUAAAAUGGGUUUUAAAGUUA